CACCGCCCGCGGGCUCGCAGCCCACCUUCCCACCGGGACCAAUUUGGCAGGCAUCACGAAAUCUCCGGUCUUCGAAUUUCCCUUUCCCUCGCAAGCCCAACGUCCCACGAGAAACCAGACGCCCAGCUCAUCAACAUGCCUCCCAAGAAGGUCGCCCGUGCUCCCCAGGAGAACAUCUCCCUGGGCCCCUCUGCCCGCGAUGGCGAGCUCGUCUUUGGCGUUGCCCGUAUCUUCGCCUCGUUCAACGACACCUUCGUUCACGUCACCGAUCUCACUGGACGCGAGACCAUCACCCGUGUCACUGGUGGCAUGAAGGUCAAGGCCGACCGUGACGAGUCCUCCCCCUACGCUGCCAUGUUGGCUGCCCAGGACGUCGCCGCCCGCUGCAAGGAGCUCGGCAUCAACGCUCUGCACAUCAAGAUCCGCGCCACCGGAGGUAACAGCACCAAGACCCCCGGCCCCGGUGCCCAGUCCGCUCUCCGUGCCCUCGCCCGUGCCGGCAUGAAGAUUGGCCGCAUUGAGGACGUCACCCCUACCCCCUCCGACUCUACCCGCAGAAAGGGUGGUCGCCGUGGUCGUCGUUUGUAAGCGAUCGGCUGCCGGUUGGAAAAGAAAAUGGUUGGAGGAACGGCAGCAGCACUCUUGUGUGCUGGUCAGGGUGGACUUAUCGCUAUCUGGUUUCUCUUGUGGCGUUGAGAAAAAACGCGGAGAACGGCUUUAUCGCCUGGUCUCCAUUCUACCUCGCCGCGUCAUCACGAUGCUGGUGGGCUGUAGACAGUUAUGAAUUCGCCCGUUGAAGGCCCAUGAAACGAC
Molecule: messenger RNA, 813 nt
Organism: Emericellopsis atlantica
Lineage: Eukaryota; Fungi; Ascomycota; Sordariomycetes; Hypocreales; Bionectriaceae
Product: ribosomal protein S11-domain-containing protein
Exons: 3
Coding region: 136-588 (150 amino acids)
Biological process (GO): translation; maturation of SSU-rRNA from tricistronic rRNA transcript (SSU-rRNA, 5.8S rRNA, LSU-rRNA); ribosomal small subunit assembly
Cellular component (GO): ribosome; cytosolic small ribosomal subunit
Molecular function (GO): structural constituent of ribosome; small ribosomal subunit rRNA binding; mRNA 5'-UTR binding
Source: RefSeq, a predicted model, not a curated record